Alternaria burnsii is the source of this 7035-nucleotide messenger RNA. RefSeq names its product polyketide synthase. Gene Ontology annotation, biological process: secondary metabolite biosynthetic process; fatty acid biosynthetic process. Bases 1 to 7035 code for a protein of 2344 amino acids. The transcript has 4 exons. The record is from RefSeq and is a predicted model, not a curated record. Lineage: Eukaryota; Fungi; Ascomycota; Dothideomycetes; Pleosporales; Pleosporaceae. Gene Ontology annotation, molecular function: 3-oxoacyl-[acyl-carrier-protein] synthase activity; fatty acid synthase activity; oxidoreductase activity.
AUGCCUUUCCUUGGCUCCUCUCCAGACCUGUCCCCUAGUGGGUCAGACACACGAUCUGAGUACGAUGCGUCUCAACAGGCGCAGAACAUUAUCAAAGAUGAUGACUACGCCGCGAGGAUGCUUCCCGGGAGCAGUGAGAAGCCGCUUAGUCAACAACUUGAGCCUAUUGCUGUAGUAGGCAUGGGAUGCCACCUGCCGGGCGAUGUGCGGUCCGCAUCGGGCUUCUGGGAUAUGAUGAUGUCGAAUAGGUCAGGGCAGACACCCAAGGUUCCAAAGAGUCGAUUCGAUGUCGAUGCACACAUCCAUGAAAACAAUGAUCGGCCUGGUAGCUUCAGUGUAUUGGGCGGUUAUUUUCUGAACGAAACCCUCCAAGAAUUCGACCCUUCAUUCUUCGGCAUAACCCCAAUCGAAGCCAUGUGGAUGGACCCCCAACAACGCAAGCUGCUCGAGGUCGUAUACGAGUCCCUCGAAUCAGCGGGAGUUACACUUGACGACAUUGCAGGAACAAAGACUGCGGUAUUUGCAGCUUGCUUCACAGCUGACUUCCAGCAAAUGUGCUUCAAGGAGCCUGCUUUCCGCCAUUCCCUGGCCGCCACCGGUGUCGAUCCAGGAAUCCUGAGCAAUCGAAUUAGUCACGUCUUCAACCUGAGAGGGCCAUCUAUCGUAGUAAAUACCGCUUGCUCUUCGAGCGUGUAUGCUUUGCACAAUGCUUCUAACGCUCUGAGAAAUGGCGAGUGUACCGCUGCGAUCGUUGCUGGCGUGAAUCUGGUCUUGGCAGUCGAUCAGCACAUGAACACCGCGAAGCUUGGCGUGCUGUCACCAACUUCGACAUGUCAUACGUUUGAUGAAUCAGCAGAUGGCUAUGGCCGUGCAGAAGGAGUUGGUUCGGUAUAUCUCAAACGCCUUAGCGAUGCCAUUCGUGAUGGCGAUCCGAUUCGCGGUGUCAUUCGAUCAAGCGCCACCAACAACAACGGGCGGGUGCCUGCUGUCGGCAUCACACAUCCCAACCUGGAAGGCCAAGCUGAAGUCAUAUCUACAGCUUACAAGCGUGGAGGUGAUCUCGAUCCGCGAUUGACAGGGUAUUUCGAAUGCCACGGCACAGGUACAGCUGUCGGUGACCCGCUUGAAGUACGAGCCGUCUCUCUUGCUAUGAACCAGUCCAGGCAGCACAGUGACGGACCAUUGAUGAUUGGGGCCGUCAAGACUAACAUUGGGCAUAGUGAGGCAGCUUCGGGGCUGUCUGCACUGAUCAAAGGCAUUUUGACUGUCGAGAGAGGCAUUGUGCCACCCACGCACGGCCUGGUGAAACCGAGUCCCGCCAUCCAAUGGAAGGACUGGAAAGUCACAGUGCCAGUGGUACCCUCGCCGUUCCCCAAAUUGCCUCUCAAGCGAGUCAGCAUCAACUCUUUCGGUUACGGAGGAACUAAUGCUCAUAUCGUCGUUGAGAGCGCAGACUCUCUCUUGGUCCAGAAGCAAUCCUACAAGUAUCUAAUUGAUACCGACAAGACGAUAAAACCACCAAGAGGAGCCUUUAAACGUAGUCGGAGUCACCUUCUUCUCUUUUCCGCUCAUGAUAAGUCUGCGUUGCAGAGAAAUUUUGCUGCCCAUAGCGAGGUUGCCAAAAACUACGAGCUCUUGGACCUGGCCUAUACACUAGGCAACCGACGUACAGCAUUUUCAAGCCGCGGCUACACAGUUGUCAGUCCGAUGACACAACGCCAGACCAAUUUGGGCGAGUUGUUUGUUGCCGAAAACAAGAAGACACCGACAAUCGGCUUUGUCUUUACUGGGCAAGGCGCGCAAUGGGCUCGUAUGGGCGCGGAACUUAUGACCUACUACCCAAGCUUUCUCCACAGUAUUCGAAUGCUUGACACAGCUUUGGACGAACUUGAAGAUGCGCCAGACUGGACCAUUGAGGAUACCCUUCUCCUUCCGGAUGACAUUUCCCCAGUCAGCGAAGCCGAAUAUGCCCAGCCACUCACCACGGCUGUUCAGAUUGCUCUCGUACAGCUGCUGAGGCUCUGGGACAUUAAUCCUACUGUCACGGUGGGCCAUUCAUCAGGAGAAAUUGCGGCAGCCUUUGCUGCCGGAUACAUCUCUGCAUCACAAGCGAUUGUAUUUGCGUACUACCGCGGCCUUGUGGUUCGAGACGUCAGCAACGAAGGCGCGAUGCUUGCUGUUGGUCUCGGCGCUGAAGCAGUCGAACCGUACCUGGUUGAAUUGAAGGGCAAGGUUCUCGUGGCCUGCCAUAACUCCCCAGCUGGAGUCACUUUAUCAGGAGACGCAUCUGCAAUUGCUGAUAUCCAAAAAAGGCUAAGCGCAGACAAUGUGUUUGCGCGGCUAGUCAAGACAGGCGGAAAGGCAUACCACUCUCAUCACAUGGAGCCCGCUUCGUCCAAGUAUGAGAGCCGCAUUCGCCGUGCUAGAGAGGUAUCCAUGCAAUUGGAUAUUCCACUGAAGACCAAUGCUAGAAUGGUGUCUUCUGUGACAAACAGCGUGAUUGCCAAGGAUGCUGUUCUGGACGAAUUCUAUUUCAGCAGGAACCUGAAACAGCCUGUUCUCUUUAACCAAGCUGUUCAGUCAAUUUUGACCGACCCCAUGUUUGUACAUGUCAACACGUUGAUUGAGAUUGGCCCACACAACGCAAUGGCCGGGCCGAUCAGCCAGAUCAAGACAGCUUUAGGACUAUCUCAGCUCGAGUAUCUGCCGUCGUUGCUCCGUGGCCAAGACGCUGCGUCGCAGAUGUUGAAGCUUGCAGGAGAGCUUUUCUUACGAGAUUAUCCACUAGAUAUUGUAACGAUCACAGCGGAAGAGAAGUCCAGCAAGAGUGGCAAAAUCGAUCUCAAGCACGGUUGUCUGAUCGUCGAUUUGCCGCCUUAUCAGUGGGGCAAGAAAGCUUAUUGGGCUGAAGCGCGACACAGUGACGAGCUUCGUCAUCCAAAGUACCCACGUCAUGAUCUUCUUGGCUCCAUACUCCCAGGAGGCUCUUUAUCGCAACCGACAUGGCGCAACAUACUUCGCAUUCGGGAUGUACCUUGGCUAGUAGACCACUCGUUGGGUGGUGAGGCUGUGUUUCCAGCUGCUGCUUACUUCUCAAUGGCCAUGGAAGCAAUCACACAACUUACCGAAACCAGUGGUGAAAACGUUCACAUCGCCAACUACGUGCUCCGGGAUGUGACAAUCAAAAAAGCCCUGGUCAUUCCAGACGAUGACACAGGGAUUGAGUUACUGUUCAGCAUGCGACGCGCAAACAAUCUAGAGGACGAGGAGCAGCGUCCUUGGUGGAGCUUUAACGUGUGUUCCAUCAACCAAGAUGGGUUGACCAACGAUCACAUGAGUGGCAGCAUCGCAAUCAAUGCUCGUGCAGAGCGUCCUGCACCAAGACCAUCCCUUCAUCUUCCCCAGCGAGCGUCUGGGAGAGAAUGGAAUCGGGCUCUCCGCUCGGUGGGAUUUGAUUACGGCCCAACAUUCGCCGACAUGACCGACAUUGAGUUCAAUGGCGUUGACUUCAUCUGUCAAAGCAAGACGCAAGUCAAAACCAUGGCUGGAAAUAUCAUUGGCGAGUCUCGUCAUGUACUUCAUCCGGCAACUGUCGAUUCAUGCCUCCAAUUGAUGAUUGCUAGUAUCUUUGCUGGAAGAACACAAGCCAUGUCUGCGGCUAUUGCACCCACUCAAGUAGACGAGGUCUCUAUCUGGCCACCUACAAGGGACCAGCUGAACGACGGCUUUGCGACAGCCUGGACAGACGAGCGCGGAUUACGAUCAUUUGUCUGUGGUAAUCAACUGGUGGCAAAGAAUGGCCAAGUUCUAAUGGAGAUGAACAACAUGCGCGGCACUCUUUACGAAGCAGCUGUUCCCCAGUCGUUAUUGGCUGACAUGAAGUCAAUGCCUUAUGGUAAAAUGACAUGGAAGGUCGAUAUUGACUCGCUCAAAACUGUCCAGAGUGUUGAAAAGUUCAUCGAAUUGGCUCAUUUCAAGGACCCUACUGCCAAGAUACUAGACACUACUGGAUCCUUACGCCUAAACAUCCUAGAGAGAUUCCCCGAACUGAACUACACAAUCAUCAUGACAGAUACCAACGCCAAAGAGAAGGACACCAGCCAAUUCAAGAAUGCCAAAGUUGUCACAGCUGAUGCGAGUACCAGUCUUCUUGACCAAGGCCUUCAAAAAACAGUGUACAGCGUAGUCGUCGCUCAGAAGAAUAACGCCAACGUCUUCGAGCUUUCUCAGAUGCUCUCCUCAAAUGGAAAGCUUCUCCUGGAGUCUGGUGACGCUGUGGUGGUGAAUCAAAUGAGCCCCCCGAAGAAUGAAGAGAACGCAUCGAAGGGGAUCGUGCAGAUUGUCCACCGUGAGGCCGACACAACCAUGCUGGAGAGAGUACAAAGAUCCCUUUCUCAACUCGACUACGCGUCCACGACUGUACCGCUCACAAGCGUCGUAGAUGUCAGCGCUCAUGUCAUUGUGCUGGACCUCUCCAAAUCCAUGCUUGUCAACUUGACACAGCCCGAGUUUGAGGCUCUACAGAAGGUUCUCGAUUCGGCUCAGACACUGCUAUGGGCUACCUCUGGAGGUCUCUUGGAUGGGAGAAUUCCAGAGGCAGGCAUGGCUGCGGGUCUCUUGAGAGUCAUCCGAGCUGAGCAAGCUAGCAUCAACGUUGUAACCAUUGAUUUUAAUCCCGACAAUACCACAACUGCUCAAGCUGCAGACAGUGUUGCGGCAAACGUUGCGCGCCAGAUCGAGGAUCCCUCCAGGAUCGAGCACGAAUACUGUAUUUCAGGUGGUCAGACAUACAUCAGCCGACUAGAACCGAAUGAGGAAGUCAACGCUGUCGCAAUACUUGACAAGCAAGGGCCAGAAGACGUUUUGCUAAAUGCCGACAUGCGACUUGAAGGCGAUGUCCGAUCUGGCCAAGUGGUUUUCAGUCGUAUCAAUGAGCAACCCAGGAUCGCUGCCGAGGCUGUCGAAGUAGCUGUAACCAUGACCGGCUUGAACAAGGAGGGUGUCCAGGUGAUCAAUGGGACUGACACCAACACAAUCUUCAGUCAUGAGAUUGCCGGUGUUGUUCAGCGUGUUGGAGAUUCUGUACGACAAUUUGGUAUCGGCGAUCGCGUCGUUGGCUUCAGCUUUGAUCAUCUCAGCACUCACCAAGUGAUACCCGCCAAGAUGCUACAGAAACUUGAUGAAGAAGAGUCUUUACUAGACAUGGUUGGCCUACCCAUGCCGUACGCCACUGCGCUUCACGGCUUGAAGACCUUGGCUGUCGUCCAGCGCGGCGAAAGGGUUCUUAUCCUCGAAGGCACUGCUGCUGUAUCUGGCGCAGCCAUUGAGAUAUCGUAUCUGUUAGGUGCCAUACCAUAUGUCGCAACUGCAAGCCGAGAAGAAGCCGAACGUGUCACUCAGCAGUUCAGGCUCGGCCGCGAUCAGGUUUUCGCGUCCCAGGAGGAGUUGUUCAUGUUUCUACGCCGUUACAGUGAUCGGAACGAUGUGGAUGUUGUUUUCAGCUCUGCGGCGACUUCUGAGACUGCCACUCGCGAAGCCUGGCGUACCAUAUCGUCGUAUGGUCGCUUCGUUAGCUAUGGCAAGAAGAGCGCGCACAGGCGUACCGCUGUCGACUCAGUGCCCUUCUCUCGCGGUGCGAAUUACUAUUCUUACGAUGUUGUUGAUCUCUACAAGCAAAAACCGGUGGUUAUGUCGAGCCUUCUUGCAGAAACAAUCAAGUUCUACCGCGAGGGUCGAAUUGCAGCCCCACAGAACCUUGUGGUCCGCAACGUCGCAGAAGUAGACGAUGCAGUGAGCAGAUUUGGGGACAAUUUUAGGGCCGGAAAGACUGUGCUUGAGUACAAGCCAUCAGAGAGGCCUGUGAAAGUUGUGCGAGUUUCUGCUGAAUCGAAGCUUGAUCCCGAAGGCACUUACUUACUUGUCGGAUGCUUGGGUGGCCUUGGGCGCAGUCUGACCAUGUGGAUGAUGAAAAGGGGAGCUCGAAACUUCUGCUUCCUGUCGCGCUCGGGUGUCGAUGCUAGAGACGCUGCUCAGCUGGUCAAAGAUCUCGAGACAGCUGGUGCGGUUAUCAAGAUUGUGAGAGGAGAUGUCUCGGUUCGUGCAGACGUUCAACGAGCCGUUUCAGAAAUAUCUGCCCAUCGUCCUAUUAAGGGAGUUGUUCAUGCUGCCAUGGUUCUCCGGGAUAGCAUAUUCGCUAGAAUGACUUUCGAAGAUUGGCAAACAUCUGUCAAGCCUAAGGUUCACGGUGCAAGCAACCUCCAGGCUGUGCUUGGAAAAACCCCUCUUGACUUUUGGCUAAUGACUAGUUCCGUGUCUGGAAUCCUCGGAACCCCAGGUCAGGCCAACUACGCAGCUGGUAAUGCAUACAUGGAUGCGCUCGCCAGCCACCGUCGCAGUCUUGGUCUGCCCGCUUGUGCUGCCAUCAUCCCUAUGGUCCUUGGUGUCGGAGUUGUGGCUGAGAACACCGAACUCGAAGCAGCGCUGACACGCAAGGGCAUGUAUGGUAUCGAUGAAGAACAUCUCCUGCGGUCCUUCGAGCUCGCCAUCAACAUGCAAAAGGCUGGUGAGACCAACAGGGCCAUCGACCACUUGGUCAUUGGUCUUGAUCCUGCUAUGCUUUCACAAGCAGUCAAAGAUGCCGGCAAUGUCGAGCCCUUCUACUUGGCUGAUGAGCGGUUCCGCACCCUGGUUCACUACAUGAACGGUAGUACGGCUGUGGGUGGUGAUGCUGGUGCCAAUGUUUUGGCUUCCAUGCUGAGUGCAGGCACGCCGGCUGAGGCUAUACAGAUGGCUCGUGACCAUGUUGUUGGCAAAAUGUCGCGCAUGUUGUUACUGGACUUUGAUGUUUUCGAGGGCGAUGGUCGUUCGAUCGCAAGCUACGGAAUUGAUAGUAUGAUUGGUGCGGAGUUGCGCAACUGGAUCUUCAAGGAGUUUGCAAUGGACAUUCCGUUUCAGCAACUUUUGGGCCCCACGCUGACUACAGUGGAGCUGGCAAAGAAGGUUUGCAUCAAGCACAGUAUCUUGAAGGAGGAGUAG